Messenger RNA from Cuscuta epithymum, 1417 nucleotides. NCBI's taxonomy places the organism in Eukaryota, Viridiplantae, Streptophyta, Magnoliopsida, Solanales, Convolvulaceae. The record is from the annotation of a GenBank genome assembly.
UCUGCUUCUUUUCUUCAGCAAAAUGCGUGCCAAGUCCAGUCAGACAUGCUCCCAUCGGUAGUAAUAUAAUUUUCUAUGUACGUUUUGACUAAUGUCCCUGCUGGGCGCUGGCCUCCUCAUCAUCAUGCAUUCAUUAUGUUCAUUAAUUAUUACUCCGUCUUCAAUUCUUCCCCUCCGUGCCACCUAUUUAUCUCAUUACUUCUCCGUAUUCCAAAGAUACUUUGUUUUAUUUAUUUAAGAUCAGUAUAUUUGUGUUCACCAUCGAUCAGCGACUAGCUCAAACAACUACAAGAAGGUGACAAUUGAAAACAUGCCAGAAGCAUUGAACAAGGCAUCUAAUAAGGCAAAGAUGAUCAAGAUAUGGAAACUGUUGCCAAAAUCAGUUGCCAUGUCAUCCUUCCCACAAAGCCUACGCCCGCUGUUUAGCCCCGGUGGCGGCCACAGACAUAGUAAUGAGAGGACAGAGGCGGCAGAUCAUCAUCACCUCACGAAGAUGACGACUAUCCAUUGCAAGAAAGGAUUUUCUGGUCCGAUCGUAUCAAUCAUUCCACCAGAUGCCCGAAGAAAACCGAGUACCCAGCAGCAGAGGCAUGGAGAACCAACCUCUCCCAAAGUUUCAUGCAUUGGUCAAAUCAAGCGGCACAAGAGUAAGAAGAAGCAGGAAGAUAAGAGUAGUAGUAGUAGUGGCGGUGAUAAGGAAGACUUUGGCAGGUGGUCUCUCACGACAAUCAAGCAGCCGUUUAAGGAGAAACCCUCCUCGUCUUAUUCUCUUGUUCGGAAACAUGUAUUAUUUCACGGGAGGAAAUCUGAUGCUUCGGCUGAUAAACCGCCACCAAUGAGCUUGGGUCAGAUCAAGCGCUUUGCAAGUGGCCGAGAGAUAUCGAUGCUGUCUGAAUUCACUUGUCCUACGCAGCAGCAGCUGCAGGCGCAAGCCAGUACUGGGAUAGUGUAUUGUUCAGAUGAAGAAGAAGAAGAUCAAGAAACCACAACAUCACCACCGACAAAGCCGCCGCUUCAGCGGCAGGAACCAAGGAAGAAGGAAAUUAAUCUGUGGAAAAGAAGGAUCAUGGCUCAACCAAAGCCUCUUCAUAUUAUCCAUUAACACCUCCACCCAUAUAUAUCAUAUAUGCAUGGUCCGUCGGUCGGCGAGAUGGACCCAAGCGAAUUAAACUCGAUCGUAAUAUGAUGAUGACGACGUUUUGGUUAAUUGGCCGCCUCCAGAUCGAUCAGAUCGACAAUCAAUACAGUUUUCUAUUUUGUUUCUUGAUCUUUCUGUAUAUUUUCUGGAGGCUCCUAUCAGUUUCCUCGCCUAAUAUAUAAGCACUUCAUUUCAUAUUAAUUUAAUUCCAUCAUUAAACUUGGGAAGUUUACCUGUGUUAAAACAGAUUGUGUUUAAGUUUCCCUAAAUAUAACAACC